AUGAAGGUCGCCUCCACGUUCAUUAUCUUAGCCUCGCUGCUUGGCAGCUCCUUUGCCUCCCCUGCCCCUGUUGUCGUCUCGGACGGCGGCAUGCAGGGCGGCCUCGAGGAGCGCACGACUACGAUCACCGUCAAUGUUCCCGCCGGCUCCAUUGUCGGCACGCAGGAGAUUUGGACCGAGAACUUCAACGGUAUCCCGUACGCCGAGACGGCCCAGCGCCUGCGCAAGCCCGUCCGCCGCAAGGACCCGCUCGUGAACUGGGACGCGACCAAGGCCGCCGCCGCGUGCCCCCAGCAGAUCGCUGACUCGGACGACCCCAACUUCAUCGCUCAGGUCCUCUCCACCGUCUCUGAGACUUCGCUCUUCAAGAAGGCCCUCAAGAUCUCCGAGGACUGUCUCACUGUCAACGUCAUCCGCCCCAAGGGCGUCAAGCAGGGUGACAACCUUCCCGUCCUCUUCUGGAUCUACGGCGGUGGCUUCGAGCUCGGAUGGAGCUCCAUGUACGACGGCUCCCUCCUCGUCAAGUCUGGUCUUGACGUUGGCAAGCCCUUCGUCUUCGUUGCCGUCAACUACCGUGUCGCCGGAUGGGGCUUCAUGCCUGGCAAGCAGGUCAAGGCCGAGGGCAUCGGAAACCUCGGUCUUCUCGACCAGCGCAUGGGUCUCGAGUGGGUUGCGGACAACAUCGCUGCCUUCGGCGGUGACCCCGACAAGGUCACCAUCUGGGGCGAGUCGGCUGGUGCCAUCUCGGUCUUCGACCAGAUGGCCGCCUACGACGGCAACAACCUCUACAACGACAAGCCCCUCUUCCGCGGCGCCAUCAUGAACUCGGGCUCUAUGGUUCCCGUCGACCCCGUCGACGGCUCGCGUGGUCAGCGCACCUACGACGCCGUCGUCAAGAAGGCUGGCUGUGACACCGCCCCGGACUCGCUGCAGUGCCUGCGCGACCUGCCGCUCGACAAGUUCACCGACGCCGCCAACUCCGUCCCCGCCAUUCUCUCGUACCAGUCCGUCUCGCUCGAGUACCUCCCUCGCCCCGACGGUGUCUUCAUGACCGACUCGCCUGACAACCUCGUCUCGAACAAGAAGUAUGCUGCCGUCCCCAUGAUCAUCGGUGACCAGGAGGACGAGGGCACGCUCUUCGCUCUGUUCCAGUCCAACACGUCGGCUACUGUUGAGAGCACGACCGACUACCUGCAGAAGGUCUUCUUCCCCCAGGCUCCCCGCAACUACAUCGAGGACCUCGUCAAAUCCUAUGGCACUGGCAUCGAGGCGCUCAACUACGGCUCGCCCCACCGCACGGGUAUCUUUAACGAAAUCUACCCGGGCUUCAAGCGUCUUGCUGCGCUCCUUGGUGACGCCGUGUUCACGCUGACCCGCCGCAUCUUCCUCGAGAAGUGCACCAGCCUCAACCCCGACGUCCCCGCCUGGUCCUACCUCGCGUCGUACAACUACCUGACCCCCAUCAUGGGCACGUUCCACGGCGCCGACAUCCUCCAGGUCUUCUACGGCAUCCUCCCCAACUACGCCUCGAGGAACAUCCACAACUACUACCUCAACUUCCUCUACAACCUUGACCCGAACAACGCCUCGGGCGGCGACGGCUCGAACCGCUCCAAGGUCAAGGAGAACUGGCCCCGCUGGGACUCCAACUCGAGGCAGCUCAUCAACUUCUACGCCAUGUACUUCAAGCAGAUCACCGACGACUUCCGCGAGCGCUCCGCCGCGGUCCUCCGCACCGCCUACGGUGCCCUCGGCCUCCGCCUCUAA
Trichosporon asahii var. asahii CBS 2479 is the source of this 1767-nucleotide messenger RNA. RefSeq lists its product as uncharacterized. Lineage: Eukaryota; Fungi; Basidiomycota; Tremellomycetes; Trichosporonales; Trichosporonaceae. The transcript is spliced from 2 exons. Bases 1 to 1767 code for a protein of 588 amino acids. The record is from RefSeq and is a predicted model, not a curated record.